Paramormyrops kingsleyae is the source of this 7075-nucleotide messenger RNA. NCBI's taxonomy places the organism in Eukaryota, Metazoa, Chordata, Actinopteri, Osteoglossiformes, Mormyridae. The record is from RefSeq and is a predicted model, not a curated record.
CAGCAGCACCCCGAGAGUAAACCCUGUGCAGUUUGGGGCGGGGGGUGAGGAGUGGCCGGUAACAUUUACAGAAUAAAAUUACACUUCCAAACUCCAUACAAGGGAAUGGGAACCCAGAGUCAGCCGAAUGUAUGUCCAUGGCAUGAAGAGUGACUCUGGCAGCAUGGCAACAAUGCGGAGAGUCCUGUCUGUUGUGAUCAUCGCGUCCUGUCUGGUGUUCAGCAGUGCUCAGCAAACAGUAUGCACGCAAGAAGCGGUGGCUGAUGUUGUGUUCCUGGUCGAUGGGUCAUCGAGUAUUGGGCUGGGCAACUUCAAGAAGGUCCAGCAGUUUCUUCUCACUUUGCUGGGCAGCUUUGAUGUGAGCUCAGAUCAAGUCCGGGUUGGGCUUGUCCAAUACAGCACAAGCCCACACCUAGAAUUCCUCCUUAAUACCUACCAAGAAAAGGAGCAGGUCUUGAAUCACAUCAGAAGCAUGCAUUACAGAGCAGGUGGCACUUUCACAAGGCUGAGCCUGGAGUUCAUGCUGACCACACUCUUUACGGCAGAGGCCGGCAGUCGGGCUCACUUGGGGGUUCCCCAGUUUGCGAUGGUCAUUACUGACGGGAAGUCCCAGGAUGACGUCAAGCAGGCAGCUGACACGGUCAAGAGAAGGGGCAUCACGUUGUACGCUGUUGGGAUUAAGGACGCCGAGCUAGAGGAGCUGCAUGACAUUGCCAGCAUGCCCGUGAGCAAGCAUGUCUACAAUGUGUAUGAUUUCGCCGCGCUGCAGGGCAUCUCGCAUGAUAUCGCCCAGGUGCUCUGCACCACUGUCGGGGAGGCCGCUCGCCAUGUUGUCCAGGUGCUGCAAGAAUGUGCAACAGCCAAUGUGGCCGACAUUAUGUUCCUGGUGGGUACCUCACCAAACUCCAGUCCCGCUGAUUUCCAGGACAUGAAGAAUUUUCUUAGAGGCUUUGUGGAAAGCCUUGAAAUCGGUCCAAACAGGGUGCAAGUGGGACUCCUGCAGAUUGGUGACGACCCCCAGCAGGAGUUCUUGCUGAAGGAUAACAGAGAUCAGACUACACUCUUAGAGAACCUGGACAGGCUAAGUAAAAGAGCAGAGAGUGCCAACAUUGGGAAGGCACUGCAACUCAUCAAAACUCGCUAUAUGGGUAGGGCAGCAGGAAAUCGGAGCCCUACGGUGGUGCCACAGAUCGUCAUUGUCGUCACAGACAGGAGCUCUGAAGACAAGGCAGAUGACAUUGCUAGCGAUCUCAGGAGGCAAGGAGCAUUCAUCUACGUCGUAACUGUGGGCGUGACAGACACCAAAGAGCUACAGAAAAUCUCCAACAGCCCCCAUGAACACUUCUUACUAAGUGCCCAAAGUUACGGCAGCCUGACGAUGAUGAAGGACAAACUCCUGCAAGUCGUGUGCCGCUCCGUGGAGUACCUCAUGGAAGCCCUUGCCCCAAGGUGUACAGAUAUUGUCUUCCUGAUGGACAGCACGAUGUCACCCCAACAAUAUCAGCAAGCACGAAUGCUCUUGACCCGACUGGUGAACUCACUCACAGGCAUUGCGGACCACCACAUUGCAUUGGUGCAGUUCAGUGAUAAACCGAGAUCUGAUUUCCCCUUGAAUUCCCUAGAAGAAUUUGGCAAGUUUUUGAAGAGCCAGCUGCGGCCACUACGUUCCUCAACCAGCAACAUAAGCAAUGCCCUGACAUAUGUCAGUGAUAAUUUUUUCAUGCCGAGGGUGGGUGGAGUGUUGAGAGAGAGGGAGGGGAUGUUUCUUGUGGUCAUCAGCACAGGGAAGUUUCAAGACAAAUUUGAUAGGGAAGUAAAAACUCUCAAGGAUAAGGGAGUGACUGUCAUUUCUAUUGGGUUUGACAACUCUAAUGAACAAACCCUGAAGGCCAUUUCCACAGAUUCGAAUAUGUAUUUGAUGACGCGACCAAACCUGCCAUUGGAAUUAAAGAGGACCAUAGAGAUCAAGGAGACACUUGUGAAAUUACAGACUGCUUCAGAGUGCAGCUCUGCUAGGCUGGCUGAUAUUGUGUUCAUUGUGGAGUUUGGGAGGGACAAAAAGGAAUUCAAUGAUGUGCGCAGCUUCAUCCAUCAGAUAGUUGGUGGUCUUAACGUAAGCUCCAGCGAAGUAAGGGUGGGUAUCCUUGGGUACGGCAACACUCCCAAGGAUCUGGUCUCCCUGUCCACCUUUAAUGAGAAGGAGGACAUCUUGCAGUACAUCAAGGUUAUGCCCUACCACGGCAGCACGGCUUCAAACGUGGGGCGUGCUCUGGAAUACGCUAGAAGCAACAUGUUCACCCCCAAAGCCGGCAGCCGCAAGAAAGAUGGUGUGCAGCAGCUAGCCAUCGUCGUUAUGCGUGGACCGAGCCAGGAUGAAGUGGACAAAGCAGCCUCUAAUCUGAGACUCUCAGGGGUGACCGUAUAUGCUGUGGGCAUGCAGGACACCAACAACAGCCAGCUGGAGCUCAUCGCUUCCUCUCCUGCCAGCAAGUUUGUUUUUACAGUGGACAGCAUAACACAGCUCAACACACUACAGAGUACCUUGAAGAAGUUCCUGUGUUACACCAUCAUUGACACAAUUUAUUCCUCCCCAAGACGAAGGUUUCAGCUUAAAAAAGGUAACUUCCGAGAAGCACAUCCUGAAAUGCUAAGCACUGCACUUUUUAUGACUAAGCUCUUAAAUGAAGAUCAGAUCUACUGCUGCACAAUGGACAUAGCCUUCGGGUUUGAUAUCUCUACGAGGAUCGCAGUAUCGGAGUUCUUCAGCGGGUCCGCGGGCAUAAAGAUUCACCUGGCUGAUAUCGUCAGAGCCAUGACCAGCCCCCAGAGUCUCUGCUGCUUGACAGGAGAUGACAAGCUGAUGCCCAACGUCGGCUUCCGCCUGGUCGGCAGAGAUGGAGGGAUCGUUGUCGACUACAACUUUGAAUCCUAUAAUGCAGAAGUGCUGCAGAAGCUGCUGGAUGUUCAGUACAGUGGCACCACAUCCUUCAACAGGCAGAUGCUCCUGUCACUCCAGCAGAAACUCAGCGAAUCCAAAGCAGGUGUGAAGGUCAUGGUCAUUUUCAGCGACGGCCUGGGCCCCACCGACGACACGCUUGAAGAACUUCUCAAGGAAUCAGAGCGCCUCCGAACGGACGGGAUCCAUGGGCUGCUGGUGGUGGCAUUAGGAAAUGUUCAGGACUCACGACUGCAGCAACUGGAGUUUGGCCGGGGCUUUGAGUACCGGCUGCAGCUGAGUAUCAACAUGCAGAACGUGGCCAGCACCAUGCGGGAGCAGGUGUUCACGGUUGCAGCUCGGCAGUGCUGUUCGGUCAUGUGCCAGUGUGUGGGCCUGGAGGGAACACGUGGCAUUACGGGUUCAUCCGGGACGAAGGGCUCGCUGGGACCAAAAGGAUACGCAGGAUAUCCAGGAGAAGAAGGACCAAUGGGAGACAGGGGUGUCCCAGGUCUGCCUGGAACUCGUGGAUUACAGGGCUGCCAAGGGAAAUCGGGUGCCAAGGGGAAGACUGGCUUCAGGGGCAGACGGGGUGAGGCUGGGGAGAACGGUCUGGAUGGCGUUCGGGGUGAACAGGGCACCGCAGGUUCGGCUGGGGAGAAAGGAGAGAGAGGAGACCCAGGCAGCCCAGGCUACCAGGGCACUCCAGGAGAACCUGGCGCGAAAGGUCGGCCCGGUUUGAGAGGCGACCCGGGAGAACCUGGAACUCCUAACAAUGUCCCAGGUGCCAAAGGGGAAAGAGGAUACCCUGGAUUACAGGGUGAUGUUGGGGACAAUGGAGAGCCGGGAUAUCUAGGUAGUCCAGGUAACCAGGGUCUUGAUGGCAGAAGAGGUCAACCAGGUUCUCCGGGGGCACCGGGAAAUUCAGGAGCAACAGGACCUUUGGGGACCCCUGGGUCCCCUGGGCCACAGGGGCAGAGAGGAAACUCUGGGCCUCCCGGACCCAAAGGUGUUAUUGGCCUACCUGGGUCUCAGGGUCCACCAGGAGCUCUGGGUGAGAAAGGACGUCCUGGACCUUCAGGCAUGAAAGGAAUGAAGGGCCAAAUGGGAGAUAUGGGUUUGAAAGGAGAACCAGGACCAGCAGGUCUGAGAGGGUCACCGGGCCAGGAUGGUACUGAUGGCUACGGGGAACCUGGAUCCAGCGGACUAAAGGGAGAGUCUGGUUUCCCUGGAUACCCUGGACUCCCAGGGGAGAUAGGUUUCCUUGGAACUAAAGGGAAUCCGGGUCUGAAGGGGAACCGGGGACGACCGGGCAACGGUGGAAUGCCAGGAGAAACAGGAGAUCGUGGGAGCCCUGGGUCCCCAGGGUGGAAGGGAGCAAGUGGAAUAACUGGACGGAGUCAAAGAUCUACAUGUGACAUAGUCACCUAUAUUCAAGACAACUGUGCCUGCUCCCAUUGUCGACUGUCCUGUCCCCCCUACCCAACCGAGCUGGUGAUUGCCCUGGACAUGUCACAAGACGUGACGAAUGUGGACUUCCGGCGAAUGAACGAGACAGUCGCGGCACUGCUGGAUGGAGUGGACAUCGCGGAGAGCAACUGCCCCAUGGGAGCCCGGGUGGCCAUAGUCUCCUACAACACCAACACCAAGUACCAUGUGCGGUUUUCAGACUAUCACAGCAGGCGAAGACUUUUGAACGCCAUCUGGAACAUUCCAUACGUGAGGUCGUCCAAUGUCCGGAACACUGGGGCAGCCAUGAGAUUUGUGGCCCGCAAUGUUUUUAAGCGCACUCGCCAGGCCACUCUGAUGAGGAAGGUGGCGGUCUUCAUCACCGGCGGCACGUCCCAGGACACAGUGGCCCUCAACACUGGUGUUCUGGAGCUCAGGGCCAUGGACAUCAGCACUGCUGUUGUGGCCCUAAAGCCGGUCCCAGAAAUCAGACGUGCUUUUGAGGUGGAUGACAGUGGCACUUUUAUGCUCACUGUCUUGGAAAAGAACCUGGAGGUCAAGCGACAGCUAGAGACAAUCAAGAAUUGCACCAUCUGUUUGGAUCCAUGCAGACCAGGCAGCGAGUGCAGAGUGAGGAACACGGCGCCCAUAGACAAUAUGGACAUGGAUCUAGCCUUGCUGAUGGACAGCUCCAGUAGUGUGCAGUCCAACCAGUACCAUGGAGUCCAGCAACUCCUGGGCUGGGUCGUGGACCAGAUAGUCAUCAGCAACCAGACCCGGAGGCCUGACCGGGCAGCCAGAGUUGCGUUAGUCCAACAAGGCAUCUCCAGUCACCUCCAUGUGGGUGAGAAUCCAGUUCAUGUUGAGUUUGACUUCACGCAUCAUUCCUCUGAUAUGAAGAGGUACAUCACCCAGAUGAAGCAGGUGGGAGGCCGUGGUGCUCUGGGUCACGCCGUAGAGUGGAUCACCCAAAACCUUCUACUGUCAAACCCUCGAAAGAACAAGGUGAUCAUAGCCGUCGUUGGAAAGGAUGGCAGCUACUUGGACCAGGAAAAGUUGGAAAUGGUCUCCAUGCAGGCCAAGUGCCAGAACUGGGUCCUGCUCACGCUCACUGUGGGCAUGGAGUUUAACUGCACGCAGGUAGAAGAACUGGCCAGUGAGCCCAUAGAACAGCACAUCAUCCACCUGGGCCAGGUGAAGGCGGCAGAGCUACAGUACGCCCAGCGUUUCCUCAGGACCUUCUUCCAAAUCCUAAAAAGGGGCUUCAACAAAUACCCAUAUCCCCGUCUUCAGCAGACCUGCAGAAGACUAAGACCCACAGCAGCAAUAUCAGAAGCUGCCUGGGGUCCACCAGUUCAGAGUUUUGUUGUGCCAAGCUUAAUUGAAGAAGAGCUGGUCGGACAGGAGCUAGCAGUGGAAGUUUAUGCAGAUGAGAGACACACCAACGAUGACGGCACCAAGGCUGAGGUGGUGGAAGAGGCAGCGGAGACUGAGCAUGAAGCAACCACCGGGCUCUCUGUCGCUUGCUCUCUGCCCAUGGAGACUGGUGGCUGUCAGAAUUACACUCUGAAGUGGUACUUCGACUCUUCAAAGAAAGAGUGCUCUCGAUUCUGGUUUGGAGGCUGCGAUGGCAACGAUAACAAGUUUGAGAGCUGGGAGAAGUGCGAGGCCACUUGCAUGAAGAAAUAGUUCUUGGGGACUUCGCUUCAUCUGAGAACCCAUUCAUGUUUGCUCCUGUCCAAAGCUCAACCCUGCACUGCAGAGCUGUCCCAUGGCAACACGGGAUGCUUCUCUUUUAUACAUUCUCAUUAUCUGUCAGUUCCAAAGAGUCACACUUAUGUCGCCUUAAAAAAAGACACAUUCGCUGUCAAAAGCCUGCGCUGUGGUCAAGAGUGGACAAGCCAGAAUAAAGAUAAGAGAGCAGGAAUUAUGGAUGCCCAACCUAUGUCAAUAUGAACUGCAAUAGGUUUUCAGCUAUUGAAAGCAACCUUGUAGCUUACUUUACAAGAACACAAAUCUGACUGUAUUUACCUUGCAUAAUCCAUAUAUUCCAUCAAUAUUUUUCCCAAUACUUGACUGAACUUGGAAUUUGUAACAGGAAAUAUUCAUCUGCUUUCAUUGUCCAAUUUGGAUUCCAGUGUUUUGCUUCCAGGUUAAUGAUAUUCCAGUGCUGUGCUUCCAGGUUAAUGAUAUUCCAGUGCUGUGCUUCCAGGCUAAUGAUAAAAGCAGUGCUUUCAGGAACAUUCUUACUUUCUAAAUUCUGUCCAACUCAUACAGUAAAUAGAAAACAGCAGAACUCAUCAGAUGUGUCACAUCAGCACAACAGAUUAUACUGUAUAAGUGUGUGGUUAUCUUCCCACGCCCUGGCCAGAGACAGUCUGUUUGUAAAUUACUGAUAGAUGUUAGCAAAUAAAAUCAACUAUCUCACAAUCCCUGUUUCAGAGUUUCCCACAGUCCAGACACCAGUACCUUUGUGCUGAUUAGAAUCAGGGAUGUAUUUAUUGAAAAUAUAAACUCCUCAGAUUCUUCGGUGUGAGCUGAGAUCUUUUUCUGUGCUGGGUUGCUUGCUGUUAAACAUGGAUACCUUUUACGAUGGUGCUAGUGUCAGAUGACUUACAAAGACUGACCUCAAGAAGAUUUGAUGGCUGUUUUCAUUAAAUACUCAAAGAAAACAAAGCUAAUCUCAUUUUA